AUGCCCCCACCUCUUCCACCCAUCUCCGCCUCAUGCCCCCACCUCUUCCACCCAUCUCCGCCUCAUGCCCCACCUCUUGCACCCAUCUCUGCCUCAUGCCCCACCUCUUGCACCCAUCUCCGCCUCAUGCCCUCACCUCUUGCACCCAUCUCCACCUCAUGCCCCCACCUCUUGCACCCAUCUCCGCCUCAUGCCCCCACCUCUUGCACCCAUCUCCGCCUCAUGCCCCCACCUCUGGCACCCAUCUCCGCCUCAUGCCCCCACCUCUUGCACCCAUCUCCACCUCAUGCCCCCACCUCUUGCACCCAUCUCCGCCUCAUGCCCCCACCUCUUGCACCCAUCUCCGCCUCAUGCCCCCACCUCUCGGCCACACACCUCUCACCACUCUCACCCAUGCCUCUCAUCCCCACCUGUAGCCACUUGCACCCUUGCCUCUCAUCUCGCCCACCCUAA
This is a messenger RNA of Schistocerca piceifrons (Central American locust), 453 nucleotides long. RefSeq names its product proline-rich protein 36-like. Lineage: Eukaryota; Metazoa; Arthropoda; Insecta; Orthoptera; Acrididae. The transcript has a single exon. Bases 1 to 453 code for a protein of 150 amino acids. The record is from RefSeq and is a predicted model, not a curated record.